GCCGCAUGGCCACUGAGAGCUCAGGGAGGCGGCCCAAGGGAUGGGCGACUCUCCCACCCGCUUCCCUCAUCAAAACGCUCUGAGUGGUACAUCCCGAGGGCGGGGCCCGAGCUGCCCCGCGCGCUCCGGCGGGGCUGGGGCUACAGAGGCAGCGACUUGGGGACGGCUACGGUCACUGUCGAGGUCAUGGCGUUUCCAGGGCAUCCUGGCGCUGGCGGAGGCGGUUACUUCCAAGGCGGGUACGGAGGUGCCCCCGGAGGCCCGGCCUUCCCCGGACAGACGCAGGACCCCUUGUACGGAUAUUUUGCCGCUGUGGCCGGACAGGAUGGUCAGAUAGAUGCUGAUGAGUUGCAGAGAUGUCUGACCCAAUCGGGCAUUGCUGGAGGAUAUAAACCUUUCAACCUGGAGACUUGCCGGCUUAUGGUCUCGAUGUUGGAUAGGGACAUGUCUGGCACCAUGGGUUUCAGUGAGUUUAAGGAGCUUUGGGCUGUGUUGAAUGGCUGGAGACAGCAUUUCAUUAGCUUCGACACGGACCGAAGCGGGACAGUGGAUCCCCAAGAACUGCAGAAAGCCCUGGGGACCAUGGGAUUUAGAUUGAGCCCCCAAGCAGUGACUUCAAUUGCAAAACGAUACAGCACCAACGGAAAGAUAACCUUUGAUGACUACAUUGCCUGUUGUGUAAAACUUAGAGCUCUCACUGAUAGUUUUCGAAGAAGGGAUACAGCUCAACAAGGUGUUGUGAAUUUCCCAUAUGAUGAUUUCAUACAGUGUGUGAUGAGUGUCUAAAUCAAAGGAAGAAGAUGGUGGGCACAACCAACAUUCCUGUUUGCAUUUUGCUUUGUGUUUAUCUGUCAUCUGUAAUGUGUGUGACUUAACAUUGGCACAUUCUCAAAGAAUCAUUUUGUAAAGGUUUGUUGCUUUAUAUACAGUUAAGGUUUUUGUUUUUAGUUUUGAUAAUAAAUGUUUAUUAAAAGGAAUUUUAAUAACUUAAGAUCAAGGAUAACACAUCAUGCCUUGAGUUUGGGCAUUCCAUGAGCCAUUGUUAAUCAUGCUUUAUUUUCUUGCUAAGCCACUAUUAUGUACAUUUAAAAUGGUAAAGUGUUUGAGCCAUACUCUGUAUUUUCCAUCAUGUUCUACUAAAACCUUUUAGUGAAUGUGUGAUACUUGUCUUUCCUUUUAUAUAGACGAUUGCCUUUUAUGUGGCAGUAAGUGUUGAAUAAGUCAUUCUUUAAAUAAUUCAUAUCCAUCCUAUGUGCAAAAAAAAAAAAGAGAAUGUGAUGAUCCAAAUCUAUAUUGGCUUUCCCUUUUAUACACAUUUGAAAACCAAAGAACUUGCUAUUUGAUUUUAGCUCUGAGUUUUGGCCCUUGGACUUUCAUGAGUUCAGCCCUUUAGGAUCUAACUCAAGGCUAUAAAUUUUCCCAAGGCUAUGAAUGUGACCAACUCCAAAAAUACCCCACAGAAAUUUGCAAAUCUUCUGCUUUCUGAAUCCCUUCACACACUUAAAUGGCACCAUAAUUGUCAUAAUGACAAUAAGCUAAAGAGGGAAAAGGGGCUCAUGGGAGGAGGGAGUAUCAACCUAGAAACUAUCUGCAGAUUCUCAAGCCCUCCUAGCCACAGCCCCUGAAGACCAGCAAAAGAUUUAGCGCCAAAGUCUGGCUCUGACACAUGGUUUAAUAUCAGAAAUGGCCUUGAUUUUUAUCAGUAGAAAUGAUGCUAGAGUAGAAGCUAUGCCAUCUACAUUGACACUGCAGCCAAAAAAUCACCAAGCCUUUCUGAUCUUAUUUUUGACCACCGAUUAUAAAGUUAGUUCAGGUAAGGUCUUUGCCAAGUUUGGAACAACCCAGUCCAAAGGCAGAGCUAUUUAUUGGUUGCAUGUGGGUUACAAUCCAUUUGGAGCCAUUUUGAUUUGGUAUCAACAAGGAAGGAUUCUUUAUCCACUCACCUUUCUCUACCACAUUGCCCCACCAUCCCCAACUCCCAUCUACACCUAGGUAUUUUCCAAGGGCUCUAAUAUGAACCUUUUUUUUUUUUUUGCUAAGGAGAAGCAAGAUAGAACUAAUAUGCUGAAGGAGAACAAGACUUGGGUUUAAUGGGCUCACAUUUUGAGGUUUGACUUUCUGCCUUGCUUAUUCUGAUGCAUUAUACCCAUUUGUUGAUGAGCUUGGUCGAUGGCCUCAUUGUAGAGUGGAACAAAUAUUGGAUAGACUUGGUUGACCACACAAGAAUCUUGAGUUUAAGUUCUAACAACUUAUUACUUCUUUGACCUAGUCAUUUGACCUAUCAAUCUCAGUUUCCUCAUCUAUAAAGCCUAACAGGGUUGAAAUUAUCCAAUGAGAUAACAUCUAGAGAGGUGUUUGCACAUUUUAAAGUACUACAUAAAUCAGUGAUUAUCGGUACCAGAUUAUAACAGAAUAACGUAUAUGGAAACAGUUUACAUCGCUAAUGAUUUAAAAUCUGCUACAAGGCAGUGAAGUGGGCCGAUUAUUCUGUUCUAUAACUUUCUUAAGCAAAGUUUCCUUAGAUAAUGCCUGAGGAUAGGAAGUGUCCUUUUCUUGACAAAUUUGAAGUAUCUCUCCCCCUCUCAUUAAUUAUAACUGAGGCUCUCCAAGUUACCCUUGAAUCUCAUGUUUCCUUAUUUCUAUUUUAUGUUGGAAUCUAUUUCACCUAUUGUGUACUUCCAUUGUAGCUACACUCAUUUCUUUAAUUAGUCGUUUUCCUCCUUUUUUUCCCCUGAGUUUUGUUGGAAAUUUGUGAGCCAUAUAAAUGAUGGCCCACAUAGUGAAACUUGAAUACUUUGGUUUGGAUUUAGGAAUGGACUAAGUAGAAGUUCCUCUGGUUGUCCCAAUUUAACGUUGCCACAAGAAUAAGAGCAUUUCUGUCUUCACCUUUCAGAUUUAUGGAAUUAAUUAAAUGUUAAGUUAAAGGUGUAUUUAACCUUAAUGAAAUUACAUUGAAAGAGUUCCUUAAUUCCACAGAAACGGUUGCAUGAAGAUGGGUACUACACAUAUUGCUAGGUACUUAAUAAAUGUUUGAUGAAUCAGUGA
Molecule: messenger RNA, 3045 nt
Organism: Dromiciops gliroides (monito del monte)
Lineage: Eukaryota; Metazoa; Chordata; Mammalia; Microbiotheria; Microbiotheriidae
Gene: SRI
Product: sorcin
Exons: 8
Coding region: 187-786 (199 amino acids)
Molecular function (GO): calcium ion binding
Source: RefSeq, a predicted model, not a curated record